Messenger RNA from Girardinichthys multiradiatus, 5887 nucleotides. RefSeq lists its product as uncharacterized. Gene Ontology annotation, biological process: centrosome cycle; establishment or maintenance of cell polarity; regulation of cellular localization. The transcript is spliced from 10 exons. The record is from RefSeq and is a predicted model, not a curated record. Gene Ontology annotation, molecular function: protein kinase C binding. Bases 591 to 4001 code for a protein of 1136 amino acids. NCBI's taxonomy places the organism in Eukaryota, Metazoa, Chordata, Actinopteri, Cyprinodontiformes, Goodeidae. Gene Ontology annotation, cellular component: cell cortex; apical plasma membrane; nucleus.
AUAGAAGGAUUUUUUUACUUUUCCCCUUUUCAUUGGGGUAUUAUUGCAGCGUGGGAAUGACACUAUGUGCACCGCGCUUACGCAACAGUGAGCGUCACUCGGCAGAGAGUUUGCGGGGCAAGGGCGAAAUUAAAGCGAGCAUUUUUGAAUUCCAUUUUUAUUAAUCCCACUGAUUUUCUGAAGGGAUUAUCGGACCGAGCAUGAUAGAGGCAUCGUUGGCUCGCCAGGCACCGUUCGGAUCGGGAGCUACAGACAGUAAAUGCAAAGCAACCUUGAAUCCAGAGAUGCGCUCAAAAAUAUUAGGUGUAAUUUUUCCUUUUUUUCUUUCAUUUUGAUCCGCUCAGGAUAUAUUGAUGUGUCUUACACUUUUAUUUUCUUACACAUGUUAAAACAUGAGAGUGAGAAUGUGCGUUGAAAUGUUGGCGCACGUUUUGUUGCGAUAGACUUUAAUUUGUGAUGUUGCGCAAGAAUAUAACUUCCUCAGGUUGAUUUUAGAUGAUUGAACUGAAUUUGCGUUUUAACAACUCACUUUUCCACUAAAUACCAAGAAAAUUUAAGAGCGUAACCCUUUUUUGUGCAUCAGCCACCCAAUGGAGGAGGAGAAAUCUGAAGGUGAUGUUCUUCCUAAAUCUACUUGCCCUGUACCCACUCGCCUUCCCAUCAACUGGGAACUCAUCACAGGCCCUGUUCCAGAGCCUGUUUUCCCAGCAUCUUCUUUGAAGACCUCACUGCCUCCUCCGCAGAGCUCAGCCUCACAUGCGCUACAGACCAAAGUGAAGUCGUUGACUCAGAGAAGAACAAGAGGCAGGGAGAGGGAGAAGGACAGAGAGAAGUUGGAUACAGGUGAAGUGCGCAUGAGUGAUCCACCUGGGCAGAUUUCAUCUGAAGUGCUUCUCAGGCAGAGGCAGAGAGCCAAAGGCCAGCUGUUCAUGCCACCCCCCUCCUGGCGAUCAGGUACUGCAAAAGACUUGAGCAGCAACGAUGAAGAUGAUGAGGUAGAGGUUCAGGUCAGAUUGGAGAUUCACAGUCCUCCUGUAGACCUACCAACAGAGCACGAGACAGAAGAAGGUGAAGACAAGAAGUCAGAACAAAAGGGCCAGGUCAGCUCUUGUGGGUUUGGAGAGGGCACCAGUCUGGAAAGUCUUCUCUCAGAUAACUCGAGUAGUAGCAAGGAUGAUCCAUCACCUCCUUCUCAUCUGCCUGUCAUCUCCUCCUCUAGUUCUACCACGUCUGCUUCCACCUCAUCCUCUUCUUCAGCAAGACACUGGGCACCUCCAAAGGGCUUCUGGAGAGUAGCGCGCCCAGAAACGUUGCUUCUAAAUGGGGUUGGCCCUCACAACAUACCCCCAACUUUACCUUUAAAGGACUACACGCAGAUGGAGCCAUCAGUGGAACCUCAGUGCAGAUCCAAACCUGAUGCAGUCAACAGGAAUGAGGUAGAAAGUGUGGCUGAGGACACUGAAGCACCCUCAGCGUUCAAGCAUUCGGAUAGUGUGGAAUUUUACCUGGACAGAUGUGAGCAAAGUGAAGCAGAUGUGACUGAUUCAGCCAAAGGGCUGUGCAGUUCGGACAGCUGGGAAAGCAUGUCUUCUCAAAGUGGGUUGCUGCGUGCCGAUCUGAAGCUUAGGGUGAAGGAGAGGGUCUAUGCAAAGCUGAGGGAAAGACAACAAAACUGCAGAGAGGUGCGAGAUCGCCGUGGAGGAGAAAGUGUCGACUAUUAUGGGGACAUAACAUACAGAGUAGAUUAUAAAGUAUCAGGGGACAAUGAUGUUCUAGAAAGCACAGACACCGCACGUCUUGCUCAGGAACUUGAACCAUAUUUGAGGUCGCUUCUCGUAAUAAGUGAUGAGCUACCUUUAAGCCCAAGGCAUGAGCAAGCCAAGCGUCUUCUGGAGCGAGCCCGGCUCAAGGCUCGCUCCCACCACUUCAAAGACGACCACCCCAGACGCUCUCAGUCUGAUCAGAGAUCCAGCGUGAAACAUCAGCACGCUGAAGCUCCCAAUCACACAACAGUGCAGGGAACUGUUCAAACCAAAGACGAUCCUCCAUCUCAAGCCUCGUCUGGUCCUCUUCUGGUUCCCACACAAAGGGACACUUCUCCGGGUGAACAAGCAGGUCGACCAAAACGGUAUGGCUGUUCCCCCACACGUGUGCGCUUUGAGGACGAAUCUGAGAAAGAAGCUGAGUCCCGCUAUUUGGACAGAGUGAGACAGCGUGGCAGACUUGGAAUGCCCAAGUCCAGGGUAAAAGAGAGUAAUACAGACUCCAGCAGUAGUGGCUCAGAGAAGAGCAGAGGACACAGGAGUAUCUCUUUGUCACAUUCCCAGAAGCAAGAAGAUCUUUUGACAAAUGAUGAAAAAACUGUUAUUAAAGAAAUAAUAGUACUGGUGAAGAAAUGUGAGGCAUGUGGCUCUGUGGUCAGGGAACCUCAGCCAGUCUCUGGACGAUCAGACCUGCAGAACAAUGAGCCACAGCAGACCUCUGUCUCUGAGGACCCACGGGCGAAAUCAACUCCUGUCUGCAUGUCGUCAAACAAAACAGAUGCAAACACUCGCCCUAAGGCUCCACUCACUGUCACGUUUGCUGGAGCUUAUGUGCUGGGAGAAAAUAAAGAAAGAAGUACAGGGUGGAAGUCUUCUGGCUUUGGAAAACUCAGAAGACGAAGCAGAAAGGGAGAAAAUCGCUUGGAGUCGGGCCAUGGUCCUUAUGGCCCAUCUUGGGCUCAGCGCCGAAACUCUAAUCCACGGAAUAGGGUCAAUUUGAGCAGAGAAGUUUCAUUUGCUCCUGGAAGCCCCGUUGCCUUAGAGCCACAUUUACUGGAGGCAUCUGGUGAAUUUAGACAUUCGCCCGCCCCAUCACUGCCCAUAAAGUCAGCCCUGAAGUCAAGCUCGAGAAAUCGCACAACUGCGGCUCAGUCCACAGUUCAGUUCCAGGAGUCCCCAAUUCAGGGAGGAGAAGGCGGAUCCCAGUCCCCCGAUUCCCCAGAGGCAAGAAGGGAAUCUCCUGUGUCUUCAAACCAAGGGUCACCAGCAGCAAGCAGCCCAGUACCAUGUAUCAGGCCUUCCACUCUUAGAUACUCCCCAGCCAGAAUCCUCUCAGAUCUGCCAUCUGCUGAGCUCUGGGAUACCACCUCAGAUGGAGUAGCAGGUUUAAGUGGAGAGCUUGGUCCUGGUUCAGAUUUUCGAGCUCUGCGAGGCAUGGGUAUGUCUCGGGCUGAGGACCUUAGAGCUGAGCUGCUGAGAGCUGAACAUCUGAAAGCUGAGGCUUUGUGGGAAGAAAGCUCUGAUGGCUCCAGGAAAUUUGAUGGACGACCAAAGCUUUUCCUGCGUCGCUUCUUUUCCUCUAUCGGACUGAACAGUGUUGGUAGACUUGUGAAAGGAAGUCGUUCCAGUAGCAUGGAACAGCUCAGUCUCCCCAACGUCCCACGGGCAAGCUCAGCCUCACCGAGCCCAACACGGAGACCACAGCCUGCUAUUCGUAUACAGAGGACACCCUCACUGCAGACCCUGCAUACAGUGCUCCCACUGGCCCAGCUGCGUAAAGCCUCCUCUGUGCAAAGUUUAGAGAGAAGAACUGAGCGCUCAACGAUACUGGGAGAGGUCCAGAUACCAUAUGGCUUGGCACCCAGCCCUGAUACCCCCCAGAUAGAGAUUCACAGAGCCCUAAGCGUUGAAGAUGUAGUUGUCGCCAGAAUGGUUCAUCCAAUGGGGCGGGUCACCCAGGCUUUCCCUGAUGGGACUAUCCUGCUGGAGCUCAUCAAGCCCCCAAGUGGCCCAUUUGGUUUUGUUAUUUCAAGGGGAAAAGGUCGACCAGAUACAGGUGUAUACGUUGAGAAAGUCGGUGACGGCGGUGUGGAGGGCCUGCUGGGAGUUGGCGAUGAAAUUCUGCAGGUUAAUGGGGAGGUGGUGGCAGGACUCAGUAUGGACCAGGUGACACGCCUCAUGACACGGGAAAGCACUGCCACCCUACGGAUAUUGCCUGCCCGACGCAAUCAGCGCUGAAUGGGCAGGCAUGGCACACAACUUGUUCUCUCUGGAAACACAGCUAGCCACUAACCAUGCACUGCGAGCUGACUGGAACAGAUUGUAUAUGUGACACAAUGCCGUUUGACGUAAUUCUAUAUGAUUAGCCAACAUAGAUUUUAUUUAUUUUAGAGCAAACAAUCCAGCUGCACAGAGAGCUAAAAAUUUGUAAUAACUAUGUAUUGUGAUAUAGGGUUGAAUCUCAAACAUAGCACUUUUUAUGACUGUAUUUCAAUAAAUACAUUUAAUUCAGUUCAGUUUUUUAUGUAGCACAAAUGUACAACAAAUGCCAUCUCAAGGUACUUUACGAGACAAGCAUUUCAAUGUAUAUACAGAAAUAUAUGAUUAAAUAAAUCCAGUCACAUAGGCACAUUAAGAUUAAAUUGCAUGCAUUCCAGUUUGACCCUAUUUAUAAUACCUACUGGAAAACAUUUUUCCAUCUCAGGAAGUGAUGACAAUUGCAUGGAGAAAUUGACUUUGCAGCCAUCCUCCUUCGAAAGUAAGCAUGUAAUGAGUCAACAUAACUAAAUUGAAAUGAACUGGUAUUCAUUACAUUGAAUUGAAUACAUAGACACAUUCUCUUUUAAAAGUAUUCAUACCCCUUGACUAUUUUCAUGUUUUGUAACAUUGCAACCACAAACUACAAUGUAUGCACUGGGAUUAUAUAAGAGAAAAGCAGCAGAAACAAGGAAUGCUGUUGGGAUGGAAAAUAUUAGAUGGUUUAAUUUUUUUUAUUACAAAUAAAAAUCUGAAAAGUGUGGUGUACACUUAUUUCCAGCCUCUAUCAAGUCAAUAUGUUGUAGAACAAUUUUUUACUUUAAUCCAGCUGCAAGUUUCUACCAGUUUUUACUUAAACUUUAGCCCAGUUUUUUUUUUGCAAAAUAAUUCCAGCUUGGUUGGAGAGCUUCUGUAAACAUACAUUUUCAUUUGCCACAGAUUCUCAGUUAAAUUUAGUCAUGGACAUUUACUUGGCUAUUGUAACAGUUUAACAUGCUUUGAUCUAAAUCAUUCUAUGUUUUAGAAUUCUUUAUCCGGCUGCUUUGGGUCACUCCACCCUGGUCUGGUGAAGCUCCACUACACUCUUAAAUCAUUUGCAGCCUCUUCUAACUCUGACCAAUAUCGCUGUACCUGUUUGACAUAUGACAUUUUGCAUUGGUUAAAAGUUCAGUUUUGGUUUCACCUGACCUUUCUCCAAAUGUUUGCUGUGUCCCUGACAUGGCUUGUGAACCUUAAAUUGGACUUCUUGCAGCUUUCUUUCAACAGUGGAUUUGUGAUUUAUUAUUAUAAUUACUUUAUUUAACCAGGAAAUAUUUAAAAUCUCAUUUUACAAGGGUGACCCUGUUAUUUCCACUCUUCUAUAAAGACCAGAUUUGUGAACUGCAAGACUAAUUGUUGUCCUGUUGGCAGAUUCUCCCACCUGAGCUGUGGAACUCUGCUGCUCCUCUGGAGUAACCCUGUACUGGCUGCCUCUCUGAUUAAUGCUCUCCAAGUCAUUGUAUUAAAUAUAAGUCCUUAAACACAGGUGGACUUCAUUUACGAUUUAGGUGACUUCUGAGGCACUGAAUUUUAUUAAGGGGUAUCAGAGUAAAGGGCGCUGAAGACACAUAGGUUUCUUAUUUGUAAAAAAAACAUAUUGCACAAUUUUCCUUCCACUAAUUCCCAAUACAAUACAUUUAAGUUUGUGGUAGAAAUAGGAAAAACGGGAAAAAGUUAAACGUGGAUGACUUUUAUUUAAAAAAGGGUCGGUUUGAUCAUAACAUCAGUGGAAUCAAUUUUUCUUUUUACAUGUUGUAAAACAAUGUUUGGUCACAUUUGUCACAUUUAUUGUCUGGUCCAAAGGCAACAUUAAAAAGUCAAUAAAUAUA